This is a messenger RNA of Daphnia carinata, 2108 nucleotides long. RefSeq names its product WD repeat-containing protein 43-like. Lineage: Eukaryota; Metazoa; Arthropoda; Branchiopoda; Diplostraca; Daphniidae. Gene Ontology annotation, biological process: maturation of SSU-rRNA from tricistronic rRNA transcript (SSU-rRNA, 5.8S rRNA, LSU-rRNA). The transcript is spliced from 9 exons. Bases 81 to 2093 code for a protein of 670 amino acids. The record is from RefSeq and is a predicted model, not a curated record. Gene Ontology annotation, molecular function: protein binding. Gene Ontology annotation, cellular component: nucleolus.
GUUGUUCUGCCAAUAGUGAAACCCAAAAGUUGUCGCCGAUUGUAUGUAUUCCACGUGCUGCUGUAGAAAAAUUUGGUGUAAUGGCGGCUCGUUCACAAGAAACUGCGUUUUCUCAAAACGGACAGUACUUUGCCAAUGUUAGCAAUGACGGCCGAUUGAAAAUUUGGGAGUGCGAAUCUGGAAGAGCUAAGCAAGAAUUCAUCCCCACGUCGCACUUAUCAGCCGCUUGCACGUGUCUCGUCUGGGCACCCUCUAAACAGCCGGAACAGAAUGUAAACCUGAGUAAAAAGAAACGUAAAUCUAAUGGAGAAGAGGCAACAGGAAUGGCUGGGAGUGAUAUUAUUGCUCUUGGUACAGCUUCAGGGAACAUUCUUCUGUACAGUCUUAAUAGGGCAGAAUUGGUACACCAACUGAAAGGUGGGCAUGCAGGGAAAAUACGGUCCCUGUGCUGGAAUCAUGAUGGUUCAUCCCUUUUUAGUGCUUCAUCAGAAAAAAAAAUCGUCGAAUGGGACGCAGUGGAAGGUGUUAUCAAGUGUCAAUGGAAAGUGGACAAGAGCCCCGUUUUCCGAAUGUGUAUGCUACAGGAUGAUAGCACUUUGGUGACGGCUGGUCGCUCCAUUCAAUGUUGGAACGUAGAGAGCCGCUCAGUAAUAGCGACAUUUACAGGACACACAACGGAUGUUGCCCAUCUGUUACCCGUUUAUUCACCUGGCGCGAAAGGUGGAUACUUCCUUACCGCUGCCGACGCAGAUCGUUGUAUUAGUGCAUGGAGAUUUGUUGGCGAAGAGAAAAAUGGACAAUCCCAAGCUUCGUUUACAUUGCAAGACGACCCAUUAAACUUCACCGUCUCGACGCCCAUUUCCGACAAGGACCCUGUCGUCUUGGCGGCAGUAACGGUUACAGGGAUCUUACAUGUCUUUGAACACCAUUUAAAUGGACGAUCCAAAAAACCAUUACAACCAAUUGUAAAGAUCCACAUCGGAAGCGAUGUAGCUGGCACUGCAAGACCGCUCCCCGUUUUAUCUGCAUACGCAUGUGGUGAUGCAGAUGGAAACUGUGUCAUUGUGUACGGAUCACUCGUUCGACCAGGGUUUGAAAAAAUGUGUUACCGUACUCAAGAUGGGAUGGCUUACAUUGUUCGAAGAGAUCCGUCGUCUGUGGAUCACUCCAAGUCCGAUGUAACAUCAUCUGCUUUAAAGUUAAGGACGCCCAUAUUGCCUGCCGACGUGAAAACCUUAGCUCCCGAAUAUAUGGUACCGAUGACUGCAUCGUCUGAGGUUGGAGUCGUCGCUGGAAGGAAACGAAGAACGCAAAAUUCUGAAUCAAAUUCUGGUUUAGUAUCGGCAAAGGAUUCGCUUCCCAUGGAGCAGAGGCUGUCGGCAUUGAAUCUUGAUAAGGCUGUUGACGCCGUUGCCCCGCCACAGGCAGACAAUAUGGCCCAACUCCUUCUUCAGGGAUUGCACAGUAGGGACCCAAAAAUUUUGCAGAGUGUGCUGGAUAGAGGUGAUGUUCAGAUUAUAGGAAAUACGAUUCGAAGGAUUCCCGUACAAGCCAUAUUGCCACUCAUUCUAGAAUUAACGCGAAUGAUGCAAUUUAGAGGACAUCCCAACUAUUCAUACGCCAAAUGGCUGCGAUCAUUACUGGAACACCAUGCUGGAUAUCUGACAUCUUGUCCGGAUUUAGCAUCGGUUUUGACGCCUCUUUUGGCUCUAAUGACUGCUCGGACUUCGCUUUUUCCUAAGCUUUCGCAAUUACGCGGUCGGCUGCAUUUGAUGUUAGGGGAGUUGGAACAUCGAAGUGAAAAAGAAGAUGCCACAACAACCGAAUUACCCGCAACAGCCCUUCUUGUUUAUAGAGAAGAAUCAUCUGAUGAAGCAAGUGAGGAAGGAGAUUGGCCACUUCAAUCUGGUUCUGAAUCAGAGGAUCAGUGGGAUGAAUUGUCUGAUUAUGGUGAAAGUAUGGACGUGAAUGAGACAAAAGACGACAGUGAUCAAGAAACUGACGAGGAAGAAAACGAAGAACUAGACGAGGAGGCAGAAGAAGCUUCAGAUAGCGACGGCGAUAGUGUCGUUGAAAACGGCCUGUCAGAUUGAUUGAAUUUUGGUUUA